This is a messenger RNA of Anopheles aquasalis, 5697 nucleotides long. It is a transcript of the gene B4, whose product is annotated as imaginal disc development protein B4. The record is from RefSeq and is a predicted model, not a curated record. Gene Ontology annotation, molecular function: transcription coactivator activity; transcription factor binding. Gene Ontology annotation, cellular component: mediator complex. Gene Ontology annotation, biological process: positive regulation of transcription by RNA polymerase II. NCBI's taxonomy places the organism in Eukaryota, Metazoa, Arthropoda, Insecta, Diptera, Culicidae.
CGUUGCAUACGUUUCGAGGUCCGUUAUUGGUUUUUUGCGUGUAUAUUCUAUUUUAACUGUUACUAUAUUCUAAUUUCGCACAAAAAUAGAAGAUUAAAGUUAUUGCUCUUCUUUUGCUCCACGUGUGGUUCCAUUGUUGGAUCAGAUCGUAUCGUGUGCAGUCCUCCUCAUAGCGCGAGCAGUGUUUGAGUGUGGGUGAAUCUGUGCUGAAUAUCGCUCGCGUUAAGUGAAUGCAGAAAAUUAAACAGAUUCGCGAUCCGGAAACGACCCUUGCAAACCGUUAAAUCUUUGGCUUUGGCUGCUGCGUGAGCGGAGUUGCGUAGUGCGGUUGUGCGUGAGUCUGUGCAACAUCCAAUACCCUCCCCUCCAGCGCAGCUCGCAAACCCCCAGAGCCAACAAGACAAGUCCUGCCGGGUCGCGUUCAAACAAGUUCUCAACACUGAGUCAGCAGAGGGUAGUUGCGUCAUUUUGAGCAAAACAGCCGAGCUUAUCGUGACGCGGAGUUCGAUCUUUGGAUAAACGUACUACAGUGAUCGUGCGCGCGCUCGUUUAUGUAUAAUCAGCAGAAGAUUAUUUGAUUUGUGCUCAAGUUCUGUGUAUAUGUGCCAGUGCCUGUGGCUGAUAUGAUUCAAAGGGCGGUGUUUGAAUGGUGAAAAUCGACGGAAGGAUUGAAAAGACGCGUGCAAUACUGUGCAUCAUUGAAUCACCACCACUUGCAUCAUCAUUAUCGCGCCGCAAAAACUGAACGCUUUUGAUUAACGCGUGACAGUGUUUCGCGAACGAACAAAACAACCAAAAAUCUCGACAACCAACUUGAACACCGGAGCAUCGUGGACCGUGAGUGAUCAUCAUCGUCGGCCCCACCAUCACCAGCUUCCGGUGACCCAACCAGCUGGCUUCCCGGUCCUAAGGUCAGUUCCUCAGCACCCCGCGCGCGACGACGACGACGACGGACGCCGGAGAAUGGUUUUAGGGCGUCACUGAUGCGUUUCUAGUUAAAGUACAGAGCAUGACCGACGCACUCAAGAUGACCGACAUGCAGCAGCGGGCCAGCAUCGAGUUCGAGCGCCAGCGCCACCUGGCGAACUGGCUGAUCGAGUCGAGCCCGCACAUGCCCAAUCCGACGGCCGCCCAGCAGAAGCAACUCCAGCAACACCAGCAGCAACUCCAGCAGCAACAGCACGCCCAACUGCAGCAGCAACUAGCCGCCGUCGCUGCCGCCGCCGCCGCAUCCGGUAACGCCGGUGGCAAGAAACAGUUCGCCGGUGGCAAAUUCAAACCAAAUCCGAUGUUCCUGCUAGCGAAGAUCGGUCAAAACCUUGCGCCCGGUGGUGCCGGUGCCGUGGCUGGUGGUACCGGCAUCGGAACCGCCACCGACGGUUCGCUGGCCGCGGCCUCAACGUUCAACUCGCAGACCAACCUGCCGCUGCAGAUCCUGCAACCGACGGGUGGGGGGCGCGACGGUGGUAAACCGAAGCUGAGGCGCUUCAACUCGCACGACACCAGCGCCAACAUGUUCUCAGUGGCCGAGUUCGAGAAUGCGCGGAUGGCGCGGCGGAACGAGCUGGAAAAUGCGGCCCUGCUACGCCAGCGCCAGCGCUACAAACUCAACUCCCUCAACUCGUCUGGCGCUGGUGGAGGCGAUUGCUCGACCGGCGAAAGCAAGGGUUCGAAGCUGUCGACCGAAUCCCUUACCGAACCGCUAGUGGCGGACCAGUUCCUCGAGCGCUUCUCGUUACCACGCGUCAUCCGACUUACGUACACGUCCAGCUCGACGUCCUGCGCUGGUUCCGCGGUUUCGGCAUCGACGGCGGGGGCACUCGCAGCGGGACCAACCACCGGCGACCACACCAUGACCUCGUCCAGCUCGGCCGAAUCGAGCAGCACGGCGGAACGGUCCGGUUCUGGCGGUGGUGGCGGUGUCUCGAAGGCGAAAUCAAAGAAGGCGACCAAAGCGUCGGCCAGCAGCAGCACCGGCACCACGACGACAACGACGGCGGCCGGUGGCGAUCUGUUCCUGCUGUACCGGUACAUGAAGAGCUACAAGAGCUACCACGUGUUCAACACGAAGGCCGGCACGAGCCGGAAGAAGGGCUACAAGAUACCGCAGGACUAUCCCGGCUACUUCUCCUUCAUCAACGACAAGGGUGCGGCAACGGCCACCAUCUACACGACGAUCGUCCAGCUGGUGCGGGAUCAGGUCUACAAGUUUCUGUCGCUCGAGAAUCUGGCCGCCUAUACCGAAUCGCACGACAACUUUAGUCACAAGGCGCACUACGUGAAGGCCACGGCAAAGGCGGGCCAGGUGUACCGUUUGCUGGCCGUCUUCCAGGACGGUGACCACAAGACGGCCUCUAGUCACAAGGAAAGCACGGGCAGCGCCAGCGAUCGGCAUGUUAGUGGGCGCGAGAAGGAGCGCGGCAAGUACGCGCAGCUCCUCGACGACAAUCGACAGAUCUUCUACGUGUCCCUGUCGGCCAAGGGAAAGUUUUACGAAAUCGAGCAACACAGUGCACCGGUACUCCAGAAGCCGCCAGUCGGUGGUAACUUUGGCAAUUUGCAGCAACAGCAGCAGCACCAGGGCAGCCUGACGGGUGGUGGUUCGGCCAGUAGCAACAGCAUCAACAAUGCGCAGCUGCACCGCAAACAGGCGGGCGCACCACCACCGCGACACCUUAGCCGGGACUGUGUGCAUCGGAUCGGGUUCAUCAUGCAGUCGGACGUCAGUCUGCCGGUGAAUCUGCGGCUCAUCUCACCACACCAGACUGGACCACACUCGACCGUACCCGAGUACGUAACGAUCGCGAAGAUCAGCGAGGAGAACUUUAUCGUGGCCUGUCCGCUGGAUGAGCAGCAGCUCACGUCAACGCUGACACUGACCAAGCUGCAUCUGGCGCCGCAGAUGAAGUUCACCAAGUGCACGAUGGGUUUCGAGAGCGAACAGCACAUGCUGCUCAAUCCGAACGUGCAGACGGUGCUCAAGUUUUGCCAGUUUAACUGCGACAACUUCCUGCGCAUCGUCGACCACGAGACGAACGCGAUCGAGCUGCAGCAGAUGGUGGCAUCGGUGCAAGUCGCUGCCGCUGGUAGUGGCCAUCCGACGACGGUGAACGUAUCACCAAACACCACACUGACGACGACGACGACGACCACCGGACCCAGCUCGCUGAUGUCGAGUGCCAGCGGUCACCACCGGGAGCCAAAGAGCGAGAUGUUGAAAGUGUUUGGUCGAUUGUUUGGUGGUGGUGGUGGUGGUCAUGGUGGUAGUAGUGGUGGCAAUGGUAGCGGACACGAUCGUCACUCCGGUUCCGGUCACGAGAAGGAAGAUUCCAUCAUAUUUUUGAGUAAAAAUGAUCUGGAAAGUCUUGAGUGUAGCGGCCGCGAGGCGAUCGAGGCGGAACACCAACACCACCACCACCACCAGCAGCAGCAGCAACACCUCGAUCAUCAUCAGCAUCACAGUCUGGGCGAUCGGUCCGUAAGAUCGUACGAUGGGCAGGGAAGGGAGUCGGGGACGAAUCAACAACCCCACUCGCUCCCAGCACUAUCCGCUUCCGGUGGGUUUAGCGAGAAGAUGAAAGUCUUCACACCGAACGGUGGAGUGGCCGGAGGGAAGAAAACGUCCUCGACGAGCCGCUGGUUCAAGGGCUUGGGACGAUCGGUGACGGGCGGCGGACACCAGGGUGGCAAUGGGCCCGUUUCGGCUGACGACGAGUGGGACAAGCGUACGAGCCUCGAUCGGUACAAGGACAUGUCGAAGCUGAUCCAGGAGCGGUUCGGAACGCUUGCCCUAUCGUCCCGUGCUCACUCGGACAUCCUCGGUGGAGCGGGGUACGAUGAUACCGGGGCGCCCAUGUCGACGACCGGAACGCUCGUCAGCCUCAAUCCUGCCGCCUCGAGCGCGGACAUGACGAUGGGCGGUGGUGGCUACGGAUCCGAUACGCUCGUCAGUGGUGGUAGCGCUGGUGGUGGCGGUAGUGUCGGAAUGCAAAAGUCACGCUCCUUGCAGCACAUCGAGCACCAGCAACAGCAGCAGCAGCACAUGGCACGCGGCCAGAAGGGGCGCAAUAGGCCCGAUCUAGUGACAAAUCUGUCCGGUUCGGUGGACGGUGACACGAUCCAUACGUUCGAUCCGGACGAUGCGGACCGGCUGUCGGAGCUGGAGGGCGAUACGUUGAUCUUUCCGUUGCGCCACUCCAGCCACCAGCAGUCGUUCAUGACGCAGAAGCUGUACAACGAGUUCCACGUCAAGACGAAGCAACACAGCAAGUCCUCGUCGAGCAUACAGCAGCUACUGCACCUGGCCAGUGGUGGUGGUGGUGGUGGUGCAUCGGGCAAGGUACUCGGGUCGAAGCAGCGUGCCUCGGGCAGACAGCAGCAGCAGCAGCAGCAGCGUCACUGUAACGAGGUGAUCCUUUCGUUCGACGAUCUGCGCUACAUGAACAGCGAGGAAGCCGAGGAGCAGGAGCGUCGCUCAGUCCACCGGAAUGGCGCCGGCGACGCCAGUAGACGGAUGCGGCAGGCGGAGAACCGGAUGUCGGCUCCACUGCCCGCACCACCGAAAGUGCUGGAGGACGAUCUGCCGUACAGUAGCGUGCGGGACUCGAUCAUGAUCCAUGACGAUCCGCAGCAGGCGGACGAUGAUGGGGAGUCCGUGCCGACGGAGAGCAUCUAUGCGGAGAUCUGUGCUGACCAUGGGCCCACAACCACCUCACCGACUGCCACCACCAGCAGCGGAUGCAGUACCGGUAGCACUGGCAGCAGCAGCAGCAACGGCAAUAGAAUGGCUCCGUCUUUAGCGACGAGCAACCAGCAUACGGUUACGAUCAGUACCGGCGGUGUGGUGCGCUCAUCGGAGAAACGAUUCGUCAGCAUCCGGAUCAAUGUGCCACCGUGCGAUGCGGGUCCGGUGAGUCUCAACCCGGCCGGCGGAGCAACCGUCACGGUUCGUGGAGGUAGUAGCGGCAACAGCAGCAGCAGCAACAACAGUAGCCGCUGCUCGUCGACCGUCUCUAGUCCCAUCGAAGACAACAUCUACAACACGAUCAAGUGAACACCGCCGGAUCGAUGGCCGGAACGAUGGUGAGAUACGUACGUGGCGCGGCGCGGCGCGGCGCUUUAAAACAGUUGUUGGAAACGACGACCAAAGUAUUACCGGAAUUUGUGAUAGUGUGAAGACCGUGCGAUCACGGAAUCACGGAACACUAAGGGAGAGAAAAGGGACCAACGACAACGACGUUUGCAUGCUACUGACUGGCGGUCAAGGAGCAUCCGUAAAAGUAGAACCGUGGCGAGAAGGUGUGGUUGCGUACAAAACGCUUAUGGAAUAGAGGUAAAGCAGGGUGGUUGAUUGUUUCGUAAUAUUUUGAAUUUUAAAUUAGACAAGAAGACCCCUUUUUGUGGCACCCGAUACAAACACGAUACAGCAAAAUUGCACUCAAAGGUACGGUGUAGUGAAACCGGGCAAGAACCAGGACGAGAGAAAUGUUGGUGAACGAUAUCUAUAGAUGAGUUGGCCACGACGGUAGGGGAAGGCAGCAUUAUACGAAACCGAUUGUAGGAUAUAGAGCAUUAAUUUAAAUAAAGAAAGGGCACAAUUUUGUCUGGUAACAGCUGUACAGCGUAAGUGCGAGUGAGAGUUUAAAACGGCUCAAUAAAAAAUGUGUUUGGUGAUAUGUUUGUAGUACCAAAAUGAAA